AUGAUAGAAAAGAUUCUAACUAUAAAAGCUCAAAUGAAAACAAUUCAAGCUAAACAAAAGAGUUAUGUUGACAAGAGACGACGUGACUUGGAAUUUGAUGUGGGCAAUCAUGUAUGGUUGAUGGUAAUGCCCAUGAAUGGCGUGUGUCGAUUUGGAGUUUCGGGGAAGCUUAGUCCUCAUUAUAUUGGACUGUUUGAAAUUUUAGAGCGAGUUGAGAUUUUAGCAUAUAAGUUGGCUUUGCCACCUCAAUUAUCCGUUGUUCACAACGUCUUCCACGUGUCUAUGUUGAGGAAGUAUGUAUUGGAUCCCCAACAUAUUAUCGAUUAUCAUACCAUAGAAGUCAGAGAUGAUGUUUCUUAUGAGGAAAUGCCAGUUAGUAUACUGGAGCGGAGGGAGAAAGUAUUGAGAAAUAGGACGAUCCCGUUUGUGAAAGUCCAGUGGUAA
Molecule: messenger RNA, 444 nt
Organism: Diospyros lotus (date-plum)
Lineage: Eukaryota; Viridiplantae; Streptophyta; Magnoliopsida; Ericales; Ebenaceae
Exons: 1
Coding region: 1-444 (147 amino acids)
Source: RefSeq, a predicted model, not a curated record